GUUCCGGAGAGCAGUAAACAUAGAAGCUCACGUUGCAAUAAUUAAUCUCUAUUUAUAUUUGGUCAUUUAUGCUCCUGUAAUGUGAUAAGGGGCUCUACUCAGCCAGGGAUACCAACGCACCUCUUCCGCACUUGGUUCAACCAGGCAGUCUUGAUUAAGCAUCUUUACCCUCAUCAGACACAUCUCCCCUUGCCUGUACAAACUAUCCUUCCAAAAGAAGACAGGCUCUUGCGGAGUUCCGCUCACACCAGUACAAUUUCCGUGACUGGUUCGACCAACAGGCGCCCUACAUGCCAGGCACAAUCCAGCGUAUUUUCUAUCAACUAGACUUUACGAAUAUUUUCGGGCCAUUAUGUCUGCCAGUCAAGCGUUUAAUGAAUCGUCACUAGUUAGUAACAACCCGCCGUACUCUCGGGCAUCGUCAGGCGACCACCACAAACCGACUGUCUUCGCUUUUACCAACUAUACUUUCUGCAAGCGAGUCGUUUUACGAUCCACAGAUCAAGGACUCAAACUUUCGUAACUCGUUCCGAAGCACCACCAACACACGUGUCUCGUAACGUAGACCACAAGUACUUUCAGUGGCUCCGCUUUUACCAAAUAGACUUCCCGAAGGAAGCCCAACGGUCAAAGGUCAAGGGUCUCGGUCCGAGAUAGUAGGUAAAGUGACACACUAAAGCGCUCCGUGUGUUUCUUUUCCUUGUAACCUCCGUUAAUGUCGCCCGGUAAUCAGUGCAAAGAUCAUCCGUAAGUUCGCCCGAUCAAUACAUACUCCCGGAAAAAAACAAGCCACCCGAAUACUAAUGCCUCCCGGUCACGAGCCGAACUCUUCGUCGGGCGUUGCACCCUCGACCAUCGAAGACGAGGACAUUCCCGAGGACUACGACUACGAGGAGUCGGCGUGGCGCUUCGACCUGGCCGACCUGGUGCCCACGGCGGCCGUGUACGGGGCCACCCUCCUGCUGGGACUGGUGGGCAACCUGCUCAUCGUGUACACGGUGGCCCGGUUCCCGCGCAUGCGCUCCAUCUCCAACCUGUUCCUCGCCUCGCUCGCCUCGGCCGACCUGCUCAUCGUGCUGCUCUGCGUGCCCGUCAAGUUCGGCCAGCUCUUCUCGUACACCUGGACGCUGGGCGAGGUCGGCUGCAAGCUGCUCCUCUACGUCCAGCACGUCUCCAUGAUAUGCUCCGUGCUCAACCUCACCUUCCUCAGCAUCGAGAGGUACUACGCGGUGAUCCAUCCAGUCCGCUCCCGCUACCUCUGCACCUUCAGCCAGGCGCGUCGUGUGAUCGUCUUCAUCUGGCUGGCCGCAUUUCUAUGCGCCCUGCCCAUCAUCUUCGUCCAGGUUCACGUGGAGAUGGGCCUCCGUCGUCGCGCCUACUGGUGCAUGCGGGACGAGGCCAGUCCAGGAGCGUGGCGCUCCUUCGAGAUCUACAUGCUCAUCCUCGUGCUGUGCAUACCCACCCUGGUCAUGGGAUACGCUUACGCCAAGAUAUGCGUGCAGCUAUGGAUGGUCGUUCGUGAGCGGGCACAUCUCACAUCCGGCUUGGCUUGUACGGAGAUGUUGGAGAAGACGUCCGGCACCAAUCACUGCUUCGGCGCCAACGGCAACAAAAGGAUCCUCGGAAAGCCGUCGCGAGCCGACGAAGACACUGUGAAGCAGGUGAUCAAGAUGCUCAUUCUGGUCGUCUGCCUCUUCGUGCUUUGCUGGGCGCCCAUCCUGAUCCUGAACGUGCUCACGUCGUUCGGCAGCGUGUCGGCGUUGAACUACUCCUACCUCAAACCACUGCGCACCUGCUUCCACCUGCUGUCGUACCUGAACAGCUGCGUCAACCCUCUCGUCUACGGUUUCAUGUCGCGCUCUUUCCGGGUGUCCUUCAGAGACGCCCUGUUCGGCUGCCUGCGCCAGGGCAGUGCGUCUCAACGCGGAGCCACGUUUCGCACAAGCAGGACUAACAUCACCAGCGUCAGCAUGGGACGCUCGGGCACCUCCGUCACAUGACGUCAGCCGCCGCAGCCCUGCGUCCGCUGUAUCCGCUGGUCGACGAGCUGCGGUCCCGCUCUCGACAUGACUACGACGUCCAGUGCCGAAGGCUAACCGAUGAUUGUUCCAGCAGGAAGAAAGUAUCACCGGUUGAAACGAAAGAGAUCCGCGUAACGUCUACACGCUGUGACCUAAUGCGGUUACGCUCACCAAAUUCCUGUGACACCAAGAGUGAGCGACUAACACGUCGGUUGUCUACAGUAUACCAGAUGCCACUAGUCGAAAUAAUGACAAGCAUCCCAAAUGUUCACUACAAGGGGUCACCAGUGAAAUGAAAUUGCUCCAGAAACGAUUUGUAGCGCAAGAAACAUAGACACAACAGAAGACAACAAACCAACAGGCCCAAAUCGCCACAAGUCUAACACUGCAACCAUGCGUGGACUGAAUUCUGUCACCAGAGCGUUACGGCAUCGCUUGUUGAUGGUUAACAGAAGGGUUAUAUGUAUUAGACCGGAUACCACAAGAUUUAAGAGUAGGGUGCGCUCAGCAUGUGCCAGGUUCUCGACAGAACAGUGAUAUGAACUGGACACGAUGUCACCGUUUUAAAGAGCGCGGUGUGUUCUGAAUGUGCCACCUUCUUCAGUGUAGACCUAUCUGAACUGUACCAUGUGUCAACAGUCGAAAGAAUGCGAAUCAACUCGAACGUGCUACUUUCGCCAAAUACUCAGUGUUACCGUUCGAAAGAGUGUAAUGUGUUCUGAAUGCACAUCUUCUCCAUAGAACGCGAAUGCCGAAGGCCAGAGACAAGCCCUAAGACCCAACGUAAAAAAACACGGAACCAGCGACUCAGGUUUUUUUCAGAGAGAAGUCAUCGCAAGAGAGAUUAUCUUUGCCACACGCAGUGUUCUCCCAAAGAAGGCCGUAUGCGAACAUGUGAUCUUGGUGCACGGACAAGAAACUUCGUGGAAUGGAGCGGCCGCACAGCUUCCCGUUAUUGAACCAUGGCCUCCGCGAUCAGCUCCGGCAGCGCGCUUCCGAAGCUGAUCGCGGAGGCCACGGUAACACAUAACCACAUAUUGGCAGAUUUAAAGCGUUACUGUUGUUCAGUCUAAUAAGGAAACGAGCUCCUCAAUCAAUUCCCCGUCUAACAUUGUGUCUUGGGACAGUGUUAUCUUCAGUCAGUAGCGAAAGGCCCGAACACCGUAAGGACAUGCCAUCUCGAAGUUUCCACAAUAAAACUUCUGUUACGGAACUACUGGGCGCGUGCACGACGGCGCAGGGUAAGAGAAAAAAAAGUCGAUGUAUCGAAUAAUGAAGUAAGGCGUUUUCGUCAACUCCAAGCUCAGGCCACAACCAUCUGAAUUGUGACAGCGUUGGACCUCGUAUUCUCGUCAAGGAGCUGCUAAUCAACGUUAUCUUUAAGUCGGGACCGUAAGAGAUAAAGGAAACAAACGAUUCACUCAAUGCGUGGCAAGAACGAUGAAAUAACAACACUUAGGAUCGUGUUGAUGACGCUGGUUCUCUGGCGAGGCUCACAUAGAAAGUGAAAUCGCAUGAUGAAUCCGGCGUAUAACCAGCGAAGUCCUCCAAGAACAACUCCUGGCCGUCCGGAGAACUCACGCCAUCGGGAAAGCCUUUGGCCUACCGGGGCCUCCGUGGGCGGAGCCACCAACUUAGCCUGGGGGCUUUGCCCUCGGGCCGUAGUUUCUCUGGACAAUAAUAAAGUUCUUGCCAUGCCAUGCCAUGAUGAAUCCCUCGGCCAUGCGAGAUCUACAUCUGUGCCACAUCUUGGCUGUGACACAUGUACUUCGAUAUGCCCGGCUAUAGAAGCUAUCUGGCUUCAACUCUGAAUCGUAUUGCACUGUGAAUUGUAAUGGUAGCAGACCUGAAUGCAUCAAUGCGGUGACAACAGCGAACGGUGCUACACAAUGAUGAAGACUUCAAAAAAUAAUUCGAUCUAGUUUGACGGUGAGCUCAAAUUGUGACAUAGACUGCGAUGUUAACAGCGACGUCGACUGUGACAAAGACUGUGACGUAGCUGUGACGUCGACUGUGACGUAGACUGUGAAUUGAAUGUCGUGCACCGACAUGUCAUUGGGUCGUCAAGGCGUCAUACUUGUGUGCCCCGCUUUGAAAACGAGCGGUAGCAGCAACGUACUCCACCGCGCAACGUAUUGUGCAACGUAAUACACCGUCGCACAGUCUGUGGCUCCUUUUUAACACUCGCCUGCGACGUCACAACGGGAUCGCGUGGGGUGAGGCCCAGUAACCAUAUUAGA
Rhipicephalus sanguineus (brown dog tick) is the source of this 4261-nucleotide messenger RNA. RefSeq names its product QRFP-like peptide receptor. NCBI's taxonomy places the organism in Eukaryota, Metazoa, Arthropoda, Arachnida, Ixodida, Ixodidae. Gene Ontology annotation, biological process: G protein-coupled receptor signaling pathway. The record is from RefSeq and is a predicted model, not a curated record. The coding region runs from base 804 to 2000 and encodes 398 amino acids. The transcript has 5 exons. Gene Ontology annotation, cellular component: membrane. Gene Ontology annotation, molecular function: neuropeptide Y receptor activity.